CAUGUCAAAGAACCAGGAAUGAUAAGAACGGAGAAUGCUGCCCUGAGAGUGCAUGGGGCAUGCACGAAAUCCUGAAGCUGGAGAUGGACAAGCAGUUGGCAGAGUAAGGAUAGGUCAACCAAGCCACACACCAACACCAGGGGAUGUGAGCCCUGAGCUAAUGUUCGAUUCCCGGCGAAGCAGAGUUGGGCUGGGUCUGAAAGGUGGAAACCAGCAGUUGGAAGAACCUGUAGAAGAGAGGCACGCAAGAGCAGAGAAACACUGGCCCUUGUGGUCAGCAAACUCUGGCUUUUUCAAAUCUAUAUUUCCAGCCUGGACUCUUCUAAAUUCCAGACCUUGUGUCUGAUCUUCCUGUUGGAAAAUAUGUGAGAGCCACCAUGUCUGAAGCUACCUGUGUCAUCUUCCUCCUCCUACCCUUUCCGGCUACCUUAUCUCUCUUGAAGUACACAACCAGUCUGCCCGUCACCUACUAGAAACUUCAGUCGUCUCUCCUCUUUAAGCCUUCACAGACAUCGGUCACAGAGACGAUCAAUAUGUGUCAGAAGAAUUGGAUACAAAACUUUCUCUCAACAGAAGAUCAGAAAAAGUGGAAGAUACCUCAGAAGAAUGUGAAAAUAUUUCCUCUUUGGUUGCAUUUGAAAAUCUCAAGGCAAAUGUAACUGAUAUAAUGUUAACCUUGCUAGUGGAGAACAUAAGUGGCCUGUCCAAUGCUGAUUUUCAAGUGGAAGUAAUACGAGAUUUUGAUGUUGCUGUAGUUACCUUUCAAAAAUGUAUAGAUGCUGUGAAAUUUGUUGAUGAUUGUGCCAGGCACCAUUCAGUGAAACAACUUCAACUUUCUCCACGACUUCUGGAAGUGACAAAAACAAUCAGGGUUGAAAACCUGCCACCUGGGGCUGAUGACUAUAAUUUGAAAUGCUUAUUUGAAAAUCCUCUAUAUGGAGGAGGAAGAAUUGCCAGGAUUCAAUGUUUGCCUGAAGAGAGUUCAGCUCUGAUUGAGUUUUUUGACAAAAAAGUGUUACACACCAUCACGACCAAGAAACUUGACCUCAGUAAUAUGCCGCUCUCUGUGUUUCCGUACUAUGCCUCUUUGGGCACGGCCUUGUACGGAAAGGAAAAACCUCUGAUUAAGCUUCCAGCACCAUUCAGAGAAUCGUUAGAUCUUCCCUUAUGGAGAUUCUUGAAGAAAAAGCACCAUCUGAUGGAUGAGAUAAAUGAAGAAGUGAGGCGUUGUCACUCUGAACUAAUGUGGUCCGAACUCAGUGGUGAAGUUACCAUCAGACCUGCAACCACAUUAUUCAGUCUAGGUAGACUAAGGAUCAGGACUUGGCGGAAAGAUGUUUCCACAGCAUUCUCUAGCAUCAGGUCUAAAUAUAAAGUCACCCCAUUGAAAGUGGAUCCCAUAGUGUGGGACACCAUAAAAAAUAGUUUAGAAGACGACAGGAUUUUGACUGAAUUUGAUACACUUAUGGGGGUUGUAACCCUAGUGGGGAAAUCAGAGGAUGUACAGAAUAUUGAGCCACAAAUCAAGGAAUUAAUAGAAAGUACAAUUCAAAAAAUUAAAAAAGAAGAGCAAAGUGUAAAGGAAAAAGUGGCCAUUGCUCCAGGAAGGUAUUCUCUUUUGUGUCACAGUGGCAUCCUGGAGCGUCUCCACACUGAGUGCCCAGAGAUGGAGAUGUCUUAUGAUGAAGCUUCUCAACACAUGAGCUUCAAAGGACUCCGCACAGAUGUGUAUAAAGCAAAGUGUGAAAUACAGAAAAAGAUGUACACCAUGGCUCAAAAAAACAUCCAGCUUCCCCCCGAGAUUUUUCAAUUUUUGCAAAAAGUAGACUGUACAGAAUUCUCUAAGUCUCUUUUUAUAGCACAGAAAAUUCUUGCUGUUUAUGAGCUAGAGGGUACAGCUGUUCUUCUAACCAGCUAUUUCUCUGAAGUCCUAUUAGAUGCUGAAAAGCAAAUGGUCAGUGCCUUAAGUUCUAAGCGCAUAGACAUUGAGGACAAGGACAUUCUUAAUGGCAAGAAAUGGAAAGGGCUCACUCGCAGAUUGCAUAAGAAACAUAAUUCCUCGUCAAAGACUGUAAUAAUCGAUGAGUUAACUUCAGGAACCAAAGCUGAGGUUAUCAUUGCAGGCUGUGUGAGAGAAGUGAAUGAAACCUAUAGCUUGCUUUUUGACUUUGUGGAAGAACACACGAAAAUAGAGAGAUUGGUUGAAAUAGAGCCUUCCAUAAUCAUUGAUUAUUUGAAGACAGAAAAAAAGCCAUUCUGGCAAAAGAUAAAGAAGACAAAUGUUCAAGUAAUUUUCAAUGCUGAGAAUAAAAAAAAAGGCAUUUUACUAAUUGGCCCAAAGGCUAAAGUCCUGGACAGCAUGCACAUCAUCAAGCAAGCCUGGGAAUCCAUCUGUGUUGAAAGCAUCCAUAUUGAUAAGCCAGGAGUCAGCCAGUUCUUCCAGGAGAAAGCACAGUAUUAUAAAAGUGAAGUCAAACGGUUAUUUGGAUGUUUCAUUGAACUACAGGAGAACGGAGGGAAGAAGGAGGGAGGUGGCACUGACGGACAGAAGUGCUCUUCUCGGGCAGAGCUGGCCCCUGGAGUCUCUCUGAUUGUGCAACAGGGCGACUUGACACAGUUUCCUGUGGAAGUGGUGGUGAGCACUGCAAAUGAGGACCUGAAGCUCUCUGGCGGCCUAGCGGCUGCUCUUUCUAAAGCAGCUGGCCCUGAGCUCCAAGCAGACUGUGACCAGAUAGCGAAGAAGAUGGGCAAGAUCCCCCCUGGCCGUGCCGUCAUCUCCAAAGCAGGAAAGCUCCCAUACCGGCAUGUGAUUCAUGCCGUGGGGCCCAAGUGGAAGGGAGAUGAGGCCCUGAAGUGUGUGCUCCAGUUAAAGAAAGCUAUAGAAGAAAGUCUCCAUUUGGCUGCAAAAUACAAGUACCGAUCCAUAGCCAUCCCUGCUAUCAGCUCUGGAGUCUUUGGCUUUCCCUUAGCCCGGUGUGUGAAGACUAUUGUUUUGGCUAUCAAGAAAAACUUCCAGCUUAACCAGGAUGGAAAUACCUUGAAAGAGAUUUACCUUGUGGAUACAGCAGAGAAGGCUGUGGAGGCCUUUGCAGAGACAGUGAAAACUGUAUUUGAAGACUCCCUGUCUGUUGCCGCUUCGCUGCCCAGUUUACCCACAGCAGUCCAGCCCAGCUUGGUAACAGUUCAUGGAAACGGACAAAUGUCAUUGUCCCAGGGAAAUCUGAGGCUCCUGCUGGUGAAAGGGGAUGUGCAGAGUGCUACGGCUGAUGUUCUUGUCAACUCCAUUCCCAUGGAUCUUGAGCUUAAUAGAGGGCCCCUUUCUCAGGCCCUCCUGGCAAAAGCUGGGCCAAAGCUCCAGGAGGAAUUGAACAUUGUCGGACAAAUGGCAAUUGUUGGCAUGGGCACAGUUCUCCAAACCAGCGGACACAGUCUGCACUGCCGCCGUGUGCUUCACGUGGUGGCUCCGAACUGGAGAGAUGACAGCACAUCUUCAUACAAGAUCAUGGGAGACAUAAUCAGAAAAUGUUUGGAAAUCACUGAGAGCUUAUCCUUGAAAUCAAUUGCAUUUCCAGCCAUAGGAACAGGAAAUUUGGGGUUUCCUAAAACCAUUUUUGCUGAAUUAAUCAUUUCAGAAGUGUUAAAAUUUAGUAGCAAGACUCAACUGACAACUUUACAAGAGGUUUACUUUCUGCUGCACCCGAGUGAUCAUGGAAAUAUUCAGGCAUUUUCAGAUGAAUUCGCCAGAAGGACUAAUGGAAAUUUCGUCAGUGACAAAAUUCCCAAGGCUGAAGAUAAACAAGUUUUCUAUGGGACUGGGUUUAGCCCAGAUGUAGGAAUGCAUGAAAUGAUGAUUGGUCCCAUCAUCUUCCAAGUGGCCUUUGGAGAUAUCACCAAAGAAGAGGCAGAUAUGAUUGUAAACUCAACAUCAAAGACAUUUAAUCUCAAAGCAGGCGUGUCCAAAGCAAUUUUAGAAUGUGCUGGACAAAAUGUGGAAAUGGAAUGUUCUCGCCAAGUUCAAAAGGGCAACAGUGAUUAUAUAAUUACCGAAGGUGGAUUAUUAAGGUGCAAAAAUAUUGUUCACGUUAUUGGUGGAAACGAUGUCAAGAGAUCAAUCUCCUAUGUUUUGCAAGAGUGUGAAAAACGGAAUUACUCGUCCAUUUGCCUCCCAGCCAUUGGGACAGGAAAUGCCAAACAAGACCCAGGUAUGGUUGCUGAUGCCAUCAUUGAUGCCAUUGAAGACUUUAUCCAAAAAGGAUUUGUCUGGUCUGUGAAAAAAGUUAAAGUUGUUAUCUUUAUGCCUCACCUACUGGACGUGUUUUGGGCCAGCAUGAAAAAAAGAGAACCAUCUCUGACUUCUCCCCAACAGUCUCUGCCGUCUAAAUUAACAUCAUUUAUGGGAUCCUCGAGUCAAUCUCCCCAAAAGCAGAAUCCUUUGGUUUUGAAAAAGAAAACAGAAUCAGCAAGUUUUCAGGUGUGUGGUGAAAAUGUAAAAUGUGUGGAAAACGCUCUCACCUGGAUACAGGAUCUGAUUACAAAGGAACUGUGUCCUUACACCAAUGAAGAUGAGUGUAUCAAAGAUUUUAAUGAAAAAGAAUAUCAGAAAUUGAAUGAGCUGCAGGAGAACUUAAAUAUUGCCAUUUGCUUGGACAGUAAAAGACCUCUGAUUGAAGUUUUUGGGAUUGGCAAAGAUUUGACAGAGGCUAGAAAUGCAAUUGAGGAAAUGAUCAAGAGAAUUAGAUUGGCCAAAGAACAGAAAUCCCAGGCAGAUUUUAUUAGUGAAUUUGUAGAAUGGCAAUAUUAUGACAAAGACACUUUUCAUAGUUUUAAGAAAAUAAUCAAUCUGCAAUUGGAGAAUGCAAGGAAGGCAAAAAAAAGGAUAGCUGUUGUCAAAGUUAAUCACCAGACCUACACCGUGGACCUGUGCAAGUACAGUGCUAUAGAUGCAGGAGGACGCAGUUUACCUGUUCGGCGCCUCAUGAAAUCUGAAGUUGGGAUCCCUGAGCACUGGAGUGAUAUGAAACAGCAGGAUGUCUGUGUGGUUGAGCUACAGCCUGGUCAUGCAGAAUAUGACACGGUGGCAAGCAAGUUUAAUCAGACCUGCUCGCACUUCUACAUAGAGAAGAUUGAGAGGAUCCAGAAUCCAGAUCUUUGGAAUAGCUAUCAAACAAAGAAAAAAGCCAUGGAUGCCAAGUAUGGACAUAAAAACAAUGAGAAGCAGCUCUUCCAUGGGACAGAUGUUGACUCAGUGCCACAUGUCAACCGAAAUGGCUUUAACCGCAGUUACGCUGGGAAAAACGCUGUGGCAUAUGGAAAGGGAACCUAUUUUGCCGUCAAUGCCCGUUAUUCUGCCAGCGAUACAUACUCCAGACCAGACAAAAAUGGGAAAAAGCAUAUGUACUAUGUGCGAGUACUUACUGGAACCUACACACGUGGAAAUCAGUCACUGAUUGUGCCUCCACCAAAGAGCCCUGACAACCCUACUGAUCUGUAUGACACUGUCACAGACUGUGUGCAUAAUCCGGGUUUAUUUGUGGUAUUUUAUGACUACCAGGCUUACCCAGAGUACCUCAUUACUUUUACAUAUUAACAUCUUGGUAUCCUUCCCAGAAGACAUUGCUCAUCUAUACAUACUGUGUUGUAAAACAAGUUCAGAUUUUUUCCCCCCUCUUAACAGCAUUUUCUAAGAUCAAAGGAUACUUAUCACUGAAAUCAGACUUUCUUCAGCUUCUCCUUCAUAACUGGAAUGUACCUCUCUUGAGAGCAAUAAAUUUGAGAAUUUAAAUCAGAUAACUUAGUUGCAACUGUUUGUCCACAACUGUGGACAUCAAAUCUGUAGAAGGAAAGAACAUAUUUGUAUUUUCAGGAAGGAGAGAAUAACGUUCAUCUUAUAAUCUGAUUUUUUUUUUUUAAUGUUUAUUUCUGAGAGAGAGACAGCGUGUAAGCGGGGGAGGGACAGAGAGAGAGGAAGACACAGAAUCUGAAGCAGGCUGCAGGCUCUGAGCUGACAGCACAGAGUCUGGCGUGGGGCUCGAACUCAUAGACUGUGAGAUCAUGACCUGAGCCGAAGUCGGACGCCCAACCAACUGACCCACCCAGGCACCUCAGAAUAAUGUUCAUCUUAAAGUCAGAGGGCACAGCCAUGCAAUUUCAGCUGCUGCUGAAGGAGACAGCUGGUAUCACAUUGGGAUGCCAUAUUCCUUGAGGAGCACAAUAUUACUGAGCACAAUAUUACUGUAGGAUUGCUGAUUUCCCUGAGGACAGGGAUGGUGUCUAACUCAUUUUGUUUUUUUUAAUCCCUGGGCUGAGGUUUGUGCCUUAUGUAAACAGAAGCUCUAGAAACGUUUUAUAAACCAACUAAGAAAGAGAAAGCAUAGUCAGACUCCAACCCAAAGUAGGAGCCAUCUCUUUUACAUCCUAGACUUUGCCUUAAAUUGAAGAUUGUACGACAGGGAAUAGAACCAUGACAGGUGGGACAGCUCCAGUCAGGCUUCUGGAAUCACAGUGCAGAUGUGCCCCACAUGGUUCAGGGGCUGUGGUCUAGUUUGUGGCCCAAGGGAGUUGUGUCCCACCCACUUGUGCAGCACAGCAACCCUGGCUCAGACUGGUCCAUUUGUAUGUUGACCCCAAAUCUGCCUUCAUCUAUCUUCUGUUGGUCUUAGUUCUGCCCAGUGACAACAGUGAGAUAAGCCUGCCACACUGUCAGCGUGAAACCCUUCUACUAUGUUAAGAUUAAGUGUGUUCUAAUGUUAUUAAAUAGCAUAUUUUCUUUAUGCACUCAAUUUUGAUGAUUUUAAAGACUUGUGCAUAAAUAAACCAAAGGAAUCAAGCAGUCAUAUUGCUAAUUUGUUAGCUCAGUAUCUAUUAGAUAGUAAAGUGUUGUGUUUUUUUGUUUUUUUCUCCCCCCCCAGGUAAAUUUUAGAUUCAGACACUAUUCAUUGAGCACCUAGAUUGUACCAGGUAAUAUAAUAAGUGCUUUCACAUAGAGUAUUUAUUGUAUUCUUUCAAACAAUUCUAUGAGGUAAGAAUAUAUCCCCAUUUUAUUAUUUUUUUAAUGUUUAUUUUUAUUUAUUUUUAGAGACAGAGUGUGACUUUGAGGGGUGGGUAGAGAGAGGGAGGGAGAUAGAGAAUCACAAGCAUGCUGUGUGCUGUCAGUGCAGAGACCCAUGCGGGCUCAACCUCACAAACCAUGAGAUCAUGACCUGAGCCAGAAUCAAGAGCUGGAUGCUUAAUGGACUGAGCCACCCAGGAGCUCCCAUAUCCACAUUUUGAAGUUGAGGAAACAUGCUCAGAGUGAAGAAGCUUCCUUGCCUGAGGUCACCUAGGUAGUAGUCCUCAGAGACAGAAACACAAUCUUGGUCCUUGUGUCAUCAAGCCCUUUGCUCUUCCCAUUACAGAAUAUGGUCUCUGAUUAAUGUUACCAUUUCAGAAACAGCUCAGGUUAUCUAUGAAUGACCCUCAUAUUUCCUUGGCUUUUUCCUUCUGCCUUUGAUUUCCACUAUAGUCUCUUCCUUUGAAACUCUGUAGGCCAAGAGACUAGACUGAUGCCAGGGGGUGUCGCUAGGAGGCUAAAGGCACUCUUCCUUGGCUGCUGCGAACUACCUCACUCCAAGUUUGGGAGGCUGAGGGGGCCACAGGUACUGCUUCAUUAAUGGACAUCUUGAAAUUUUUCUUGCUGUUGCUAUUUGUUUUUUAAGUGGUUUGGCAAAGACUCCUUAUUGUUUAGGAUUGGCUUCACAGCCACUGGUGUCUGAACGCAGGCUUGACAAUGAAUGUAAGAAAUAAAAAGGAGAGACCUGCUCUCUGAUUUGCUCUUGUUUUCCACUGGUUUGGUUAACUCAGGGCAAACCUGAGUAUCAGGGUGUAUUGCACCAAAGUGUAAUGAUCCAGUCAGUAAAUGUCAUAGUUAUCCUCAAUCUAAACAAAUGUAUGUCAUUUACCUCCUUUUUGAAUAAAAUAUUUGGAAAAUACA
Molecule: messenger RNA, 7969 nt
Organism: Neofelis nebulosa (Clouded leopard)
Lineage: Eukaryota; Metazoa; Chordata; Mammalia; Carnivora; Felidae
Gene: PARP14
Product: poly(ADP-ribose) polymerase family member 14
Exons: 16
Coding region: 668-5587 (1639 amino acids)
Biological process (GO): negative regulation of gene expression
Cellular component (GO): nucleus; cytoplasm
Molecular function (GO): NAD+ poly-ADP-ribosyltransferase activity; transcription corepressor activity
Source: RefSeq, a predicted model, not a curated record